Molecule: messenger RNA, 849 nt
Organism: Symsagittifera roscoffensis
Lineage: Eukaryota; Metazoa; Xenacoelomorpha; Acoela; Convolutidae
Product: small ribosomal subunit protein uS5-like
Exons: 2
Coding region: 19-774 (251 amino acids)
Biological process (GO): translation
Cellular component (GO): ribosome; cytosolic small ribosomal subunit
Molecular function (GO): RNA binding; structural constituent of ribosome
Source: RefSeq, a predicted model, not a curated record
AUCUCUGUUAAUUGAAAAAUGAGCGAACAACAGCCACGAGGAGGAUUCGGAGGUCGACCCAGAGGCCGAGGACGCGGUCGAGGCCGUGGCCGCGGACAGAAGACCGAAAAAGAAUGGGUCCCUCUUACCAAACUGGGCAAGCUCGUCAAGGCUGGAAAAAUAAGGAAAUUAGAAGAAAUAUACCUACACUCCCUGCCCAUCAAGGAACCCGAGGUGGUUGAUCAUUUGGCUGAGGGAACCCUGAAAGACGAAGUUCUGAAGAUUAUGCCAGUGCAGAAACAGACAAGAGCUGGUCAGCGAACGAGGUUUAAGGCUUUCGUAGCUGUCGGAGACUCAAACGGACACAUUGGACUGGGAGUGAAGUGCUCCAAGGAAGUGGCAACAGCUAUCCGAGGGGCUAUUAUUAAUGCUAAGCUGUCUCUGAUUCCGAUUAGAAGGGGAUACUGGGGAAACAACAUUGGUCUGCCGCAUACUGUGCCUGUGAAGGUUACAGGGAAGUGCGGAAGUGUAAUGGUGAGACUGAUUCCUGCGCCGAGGGGAACCGGAAUUGUGAGCUCGCCAGUGCCCAAGAAGUUGCUUCAGAUGGCUGGCGUUGAAGAUUGCUAUACAUGCUCUAGUGGACAAACUGCGACUCUGGGAAAUUUUGCAAAGGCCGUGUAUGCUGCUCUGGGAAAGACAUACUCGUUCUUGACUCCCGACUUGUGGAAGCAGACGGCCUUCAUCAAGGGACCAUACCAGGAGCAUACCGACUUCCUGGCUCUGGAACAGAAGUAGUGGUGUAAAUUAUCACUAUUGCUGUGAAUGUUUAAUUUGUUCUAAAUAUUGCCUGAAUAAAUCGUUCACACCCUC